Zea mays is the source of this 2053-nucleotide messenger RNA. RefSeq names its product flavanone 3-dioxygenase 2. Bases 206 to 1717 code for a protein of 503 amino acids. The transcript has 2 exons. NCBI's taxonomy places the organism in Eukaryota, Viridiplantae, Streptophyta, Magnoliopsida, Poales, Poaceae. The record is from RefSeq and is a predicted model, not a curated record.
ACUACACUUACACCGUAUCAAUUGUAAUCUCCACAGCUAGCUCACGCACGAUUCCCACACUAGCUAUAGGCAGCUAGGCUACUGUAUAUAGCCAGUCACCACCAAAGUGUGAAGUGUGUGUGCGUGUAGUGCAAGCUACCUGUAAUAUAUAUACGCUUGAGGCGUCACCUCACCUAGCUAGCUAGCGGCUGCUUCAAAGCUCUAUAUGAGCUUGGUUGUUGCGGCGCCAAUGGCGAUCGUCGAGUUGGCCAACGCCCAGCUGCAGCAGCAAGCCGCAGCGGCGGCCAAGAAAGACGGCGGCGGCCACGAGCUGGAAGAUGGGGCGGCGGACGCGGACACGAGCACGACGAUGGGUAUGAGCUGCAAGCGGAGCGAGCAGCAGCAGCAGCUGGUGGAGUCGUCCUCGUCCUACGACUACGACUACGGCGCCCUGAUGAAAGGCGUGAGGCACCUCUCGGACAGCGGCAUUACCAGGCUGCCCGACAGGUACGUCCUGCCCGUGUCCGACCGCCCCGGCGUCGGCCUGAUUGCCGCCUCGUCCACCGCGGCGGCGGCGGGCGGCGUCGGCAGGGUCAAGCUCCCCGUCGUCGACCUCGCCGGCCUCCGCGACCCCUCCCAGCGCGCCGCCGUGCUGGCGACGCUCGAUGACGCGUGCCGGGAGUACGGAUUCUUUCAGGUAUGUAUUAAUUAUACACACAAGUCACGAGCCACGACGACACGGACAUCACGACUUCACGGGGGUGUCUCUAGUAGUAGUACUAGUACGUGUGCAUGCGUGCGCGUGUCAGCCGGAUCUCGUUUGCUAUUGACCAUGGCCACCACACCAGCUGAAUUGAUGCGCCGUGCUCCUGGUCCUGGUGCGCAGGUGGUCAACCACGGGGUCGGGAGCGACGUGAGCGGCGGGAUGCUGGACGUGGCGCGGCGCUUCUUCGAGCUGCCGCUGGCGGAGCGGGCGCGGCACAUGUCGGCGGACGUGCGGGCGCCGGUGCGCUACGGCACCAGCUUCAACCAGGCCAAGGACGCCGUGCUCUGCUGGCGCGACUUCCUGAAGCUCGUCUGCCAGCCGCUGCGGGAGGUGGUCCCGCGCUGGCCGCAGCAGCCGGCGGACCUGAGGGACGUGGCCACCGGGUACGCCGCGGCGAGCCACGCGCUGUUCAUGGAGGUCAUGGAGGCGGCGCUGGAGGCCCUGGGCAUCCCCGCCCCCGCGGCCGGCGGCGGCGUGCUCGGGGAGCUGGCGGCCUUGGCGUCGCACAUGAUGACGGUGAACUGCUACCCGGCGUGCCCGCAGCCGGAGCUCACGCUGGGGAUGCCGCCGCACUCGGACUACGGCCUCCUCACGUUCGUCCUGCAGGACCACGUCGAGGGGCUCCAGGUCUUGCACGCCGGCCGCUGGCUCACCGUCGACCCCGUCCCGGGAUCGUUCGUCGUCAAUGUCGGCGACCACCUAGAGAUCUACAGCAACGGGCGGUACAAGAGCGUGCUGCACCGGGUGCGCGUGAACUCGACGCGGCCGCGCAUCUCGGUGGCGUCGUUCCACAGCCUGCCGGCGGAGCGGGCGAUCGGGCCGGCGCCGGAGCUGGUGGACGACGAGGCCGGCAACCCGCGGCGCUACAUGGACACCGACUUCGCCACCUUCCUCGCCUACCUCGCGUCCGCCGACGGCAAGAACAAAACCUUCCUGCAGUCAAGGAAGCUGCCGCUGCAUACGUCUAGCUAAUAAUAGCUAGCUGGUCGGCCAGCAUAUAGGCAGGCAGGCAGCUACCUGGCUACUAGUUCGUUCGUUGCUUGAUGAUCUGAUGCAUGUCGGGAUAAAAUUAAUCAGUUCAAAGCAUAGAGCACAGCGCAUGCACAAGCCUGGACUUGUUUAAUUAGUUCUGCCCUUGAAUACAAGCUUAAGCAUAUUGUUGACCGGUCUUCCAUCGGUUGCACUGUUGUACUCCCUAUGAUGUAUUCCAGCGUGCGUUAAAGUUUCAUAAUUGUUGUUCUCAGCUAGAUAAUAUAUAUAUACCCUUUCCAAUAAAAUUAUAUAUGAAACGAUUUGAGAUCGAGUAUA